Messenger RNA from Trichoderma virens Gv29-8, 1419 nucleotides. RefSeq lists its product as uncharacterized. Gene Ontology annotation, molecular function: rRNA (adenine) methyltransferase activity. NCBI's taxonomy places the organism in Eukaryota, Fungi, Ascomycota, Sordariomycetes, Hypocreales, Hypocreaceae. The coding region runs from base 1 to 1419 and encodes 472 amino acids. Gene Ontology annotation, cellular component: nucleolus. The transcript has 2 exons. The record is from RefSeq and is a predicted model, not a curated record. Gene Ontology annotation, biological process: ribosomal large subunit biogenesis; rRNA methylation.
AUGUUCGCCGUUCCCGGGUGGUCAGUGUCUUCCGACGCCCUCAAGGCCGAAAAGCCUGCAACUGCAAGCAGUAGUGGUUCGGCCAAGAAGCGGAAGAGGACCACAAGAGACGAGCCUGUGACGGCGGCCAAUGUCGCCGAUCUGUGGGAGACUGUCGUCGAGGGGAAGAAGCCCAGCAGCGACAAACCCGCACAGGAUUCGAAACGCCAAAAGAAGGGAUCCGACGACAAGACCAAAGCUAGCAGCGAGAAGUCGACUGAGGUUGAUGAUGCAAACCAGCCAAAGAACAAAGAAAAGGGCAGCCGAUCAAAAUCCCAGGACGAACCCGCAGCAGUCGAACCCUCCAAAUCUAAAUCUAAAUCCGAAACCGCAGCAGUUCUGCCUCCGGCGCCGCCCAAGUUGACGCCCCUACAGGCCACGAUGAGGGAGAAGCUGGUUUCCGCACGAUUCCGCCACCUCAACGAGACGCUCUACACGCGGCCCUCGGAAGAGGCCUUCCAGCUGUUCCAAGAAUCCCCCGAGAUGUUUGACGAGUACCACGAGGGCUUCCGCCGCCAGGUCAAGGUUUGGCCCGAAAACCCCGUCGACAGCUUCCUGCAAGACAUUCGCACACGAGCCAAGAUAAGGACGCCCGGCAAGGGCAGACCCAAUGCCCCGCAGCUUCCGCUCAUCGCCAGCUGUCUGCCCAGGACUGCCGGGACGUGCACCAUUGCCGACCUGGGAUGUGGCGAUGCCCGGCUGGCCGAGUCGCUCCAGGCGGACAAGGCCAAGCUCCAUCUCGACAUCAAGAGCUUCGACCUCCAGAGCCCCAGCCCUCUGGUCACAAAAGCCGACAUUGCCAACAUCCCCAUGGAGGACGGCUCCGUCAAUGUAGCCAUCUUCUGCCUCGCUCUCAUGGGCACCAACUGGCUCGACUUCGUCGAAGAGGCCUACCGCCUGCUGCACUGGAAGGGCGAGCUCUGGGUCGCCGAAAUCAAGAGCCGCUUUGGCCCCGUCCGCAACAAGCACGCCCCCGUCACCCACAGCGUCGGGAACCGGCGCAAGCCCUCCAAGAAGGAGCUCCAGGCCAAGGAGGCCGAGGCCGCCGGCCGCUACGAAAAGGACCUCGCCGUCGAGGUGGACGGCCAGGACGACCAGCGCCGCGAGACGGACGUCUCGGCCUUUGUCGAGGCCCUGAGGAGGCGCGGCUUCGUCCUGCAGGGCGAUGGCCGCGAGGCCGUUGACUUGUCCAACAGGAUGUUUGUCACGAUGCGCUUCAUCAAGGGUGCUGCUCCUACAAAGGGCAAGGGCGUCAGGCCAGAUGACGCUGGUCCAAAGAAGAAGAAGAUGUUUGGUCGCGUGCAGGAUGAGGAGGCGGAUGAUCAGGCUGGCGAAAACGAGGGGGCGAUUCUCAAGCCAUGCGUUUACAAGAUUCGAUGA